AUGCCGCAUAGGCCAUGUACCCGUUGUCUCAGCAAGACAAUUAAUUGUGUCUUUGGUGGAGUUAUUGCUGAUAGGAAAAGCUAUUUGGAACUUAACGAAAUCGAGGCCUGUGGAAGAUUGUUGAAUGCCUCGAACUUCAAUUCGUCCUUCGGAAUAAAUCGUCACUUGGUACCGUGUGCUGCAGGGCCAGGAGUCAUCCUCGCUGCUCUGUCGAUACGCUCCAUGAAUACACCCGCUCCCACUCGGCAAGACGCGACUCAACUUAGGCUGCUGCGAGACGAGCAAUUGCACCUUUCUCGCUUUGGGUCACAUUUCUACGGCGAAGCAAGUACCCCGAAUUUGGUUCGCAUCGUGUUGGAGAUACGGGAAGAUGCUGAAAAGCAGCAACUUCCGCUUCUGUACCGCCGUCUAAAAUACUGGACCUUUGAGCCAUUGAAACAACGGGUAUCGCACACUGGUCCAUUGGUAUUCCCGCCUCCCGACUUGUUGAUGUCCCUCGUCGAUCUCUACUUUCGUCAUAGUAACAUCCAUUGCCCCAUCCUUCACCGUCCGUCCUUCGAACGGGCGAUUGCAAGAGAACAACACCUUCACGAUCUAAGCUUCGGUCGCAACCUUCUCCUUGUUUGUGGCAUCGGCUCACGAUUCUCGCGUGACGAACGUAUCUGUCGGCCUGGCAUGAAUUUACUCAACGUCGGACGUGAAUUCUUCAACCAACUCUUAUUUCAGGUUGAUCAUCUCUUUGCGACCCCCACUGAGAUGCUGCACCAUAUCCAGUUCUAUGCACUAGCCGUCACAUUCCUGGAACUAUCUGCGCCAAUGCAAUGCUGGACUUUGGUGGGAAUUGGUCUUCGUAUCGGUCAAGACAUUGGAGUUCAUCGCAAACACCGGUCUAACACAUCAUAUUCUGAGCUUCGGAAAAGAGCGUUUUGGGCACUUGUCUGCAAAGAUCGUCAGCUUGGGCUUGCGCAUGGCCGGCCCUGUAUGAUUCGGUUUGAAGACCUUGAUGCGGAAUUGCCUUUGGAGUGUGACGAUGAAUAUUGGGACACAGAAGUGUCCAGCGUUACUGAAGCAUUUAUUCAACCUGCUGGGAAGCCUUCGUACAUCUCUUUCUUCAACCUAUAUAUCAGGUUAAACUGUAUUCUGGGUGUUUCGAUGGACUUGCUGUAUUCCAUUGACAAGGCCAAGGCCUUGUUAGCGUAUGGGGACAGCCUCUGGGAGGCACGUAUCGUCUCUCAACUUGAUUCAGCGCUUAGUGAGUGGCUCCAAACAAUCCCACAUCAUUUGAGAUGGGACCCGGAACACCAGCCGGACAAAAUACUGCUAAAACAAUCAGCGACCCUCUAUUGCACCUAUUACCAUGUGCAAAUAACCAUUCAUCGUUCACUCUUACAAACUGAAGAUCGGCUUAAGGCACCUUCUUUCACUAUAUGCACUACUGCUGCUCAGUCCUGCGUCCGCCUCUUAGAUUCGCUUGAGUCCAGCGCAGACAUGCCGAACAUUUGUCCUGCGAUCUUUGCAAGUGCAAUGAUGCUUGUCCUGAAUCUUGGGAACGGGUCCUUAGACCAAGAAAGCUGGGUGCUGGAUGGAGUGAAGCGGUGUAUGAGGACACUAAAACUAUUCGAAGAACGAUGGCAAAAUGCCGGAUUGAUGUGGGAUCUUUUAUAUAACCUUGCUAUCAGAGAGGAUCUCAAAUCCGAGUUAUAA
This is a messenger RNA of Mycena indigotica, 1704 nucleotides long. Its product is annotated as Zn(2)-C6 fungal-type domain-containing protein. Gene Ontology annotation, biological process: DNA-templated transcription. The coding region runs from base 1 to 1704 and encodes 567 amino acids. Lineage: Eukaryota; Fungi; Basidiomycota; Agaricomycetes; Agaricales; Mycenaceae. The transcript is spliced from 12 exons. Gene Ontology annotation, molecular function: zinc ion binding; DNA binding. The record is from RefSeq and is a predicted model, not a curated record.